Molecule: messenger RNA, 2011 nt
Organism: Ixodes scapularis (black-legged tick)
Lineage: Eukaryota; Metazoa; Arthropoda; Arachnida; Ixodida; Ixodidae
Product: monocarboxylate transporter 10-like
Exons: 8
Coding region: 647-2011 (454 amino acids)
Biological process (GO): transmembrane transport
Molecular function (GO): monocarboxylic acid transmembrane transporter activity
Source: RefSeq, a predicted model, not a curated record
CCGGGCGCGGAUGCGGAAUAUACGCUUCUUUGACCCUGGCCCUACAGUUUCGACGGUAAAGAUGUAUUUUAGGAAUGGUCUGUCGAAAAGCAGACACGUUAAGCGACAUCACCUGGAGUGCUAAGUAAACGAAAAAUGACAAUCAGUUGAAAAAAUUUAGGGCCACGAGUUAUAAACCCGUUCUGACAUUAAAGAAAAAGAGAAAGAAACAAAAAAGGAACCUGCCGGUAAAGUUGGAAGAGUGCGGGGAUGAGGCAACUGGCUCUUUUGGCACGGCACCCGAAAAGAAAAAGGGGCCGCCUCGUCUCUCUGGUACGACGGGAGUGCGAAGAGAGAACAACCGAGGCACGAAAAGAAUGCCGCUCAUUUGUGUCACCACCGGGCAGAGAUUAAGCAAUGGGAACCCUCGCUCACGUGAGCGAUCUCCAAACGGCCCCGGAGCCAGAGACGCUGCUCGCACCCCACUCUGCUACCUAUAUUCGUGGACCACUUGCGCCAGUCACGUUCACAGUCAUUCCGUUCAACGAGGUCCUCGGCGAAACUUUCGAGCUCGCUGAUCUUGCGGCGCGUUCUGUGAAACACGCGAUUUUAUGACAGUUCAUUUAGCUUUUCCGCGGAAGAAAGUGCGCGUUUUGGGGAAGCUUGAAUGUCGGGCGGCAGUGGCGCAGUGGAUCCCGAAAAACGACGAGCGUCUCUGUUGGAUGGUAACGCGGCAAGAGAGAAACCGGCUCCUUCCGACGGUGGCUGGGGGUGGCUCGUGUGCCUGGCGUCCUUCUGGGUGCACGGCGCAGUGUUCGGCCUCAUCAACUGCUUCGGAGUGCUCUACCCGGAGAUCUACAGGCUGACGGAGGAUGACGAGCGAGCGUCCUUCCACACCUCCCUGGUUGGCUCCCUGUGCGUGGGCGCCACCUUCUCGCUGUCCCCCGUGGCAAGCCUCCUGGCGGACCGGAUUGGCUUCAAGAGUACAGUGGUCUUGGGAGGCCUCCUGGCCGCGUCAGGGCUCGUGCUAAGUUCCUGGCUGCUCCAGGUGCCGCUCCUCUGGAUCACAUACGGCGGUCUUGUCGGCGUGGGCGCAUCCCUGUCGUACGCUCCUUCCCUGGCAGUGCUGGCGCUGCACUUCGACCGGCGCCUCGGCCUGGCCAACGGAAUUGCGUCGGCCGGUAGCUCGGCCUUCACCAUGCUGCUGCCGCUGCCGCUGUCGGCCCUGCUCAGGCAGCUGGGCCUCCAGAAGACGCUCUGGGUCCUGGCCGUUCUUCUCUCGACAGUGGCGGUUGCAGGCCUGACUUUCAAAAGCCCCCGGAACAUAGCACACGAAAGAGGAUUUCGGGACGAGGAGGAACAUCUCAGCAAGUGCUGCGCCCUGGUCCACAGGUCACUGUGGACCAACCGGAAAUACAUUCUCUGGGUGACUGCCGUGCCCCUGGCGCUGUUCGGCUACUUCGUUCCUUACGUGCACCUGGUGCAGCACGUGUCUCAAAUACUGCCAGGAGCAAACGGCGAGUCCCUGCUGACGUGCAUGGGAGCCACUUCCGGGAUCGGUCGGAUCGUGUUCGGCAGGAUAGCUGACCUUCCAGGCGUCAAUGCCCUGGUGCUGCAGCAGGUCUCCUUUCUGGUGAUGGGCCUGCUGACUAUGUGCAUGGCAGCGGCGAGCCACUUCGCCGUCCUGGUGGCGCUGUGCCUGGCGCUGGGCCUGUGCGACGGCUGCUUCAUCUCGCUCAUUGGGCCCGUGGCCAGGCUCAUCGCGGGCUCCUCGGGCACCUCGCAGGGCAUCGGCUUCCUCCUCGGCGCCUGCUCCCUGCCGCUCACCGCUGGACCCCCCAUCGCAGGGAUGCUGUACGACAGCAUUGGCAACUAUUCCCUGGCAUUCCUGCUGGCCGGGGUGCCCCCUGUUCUGGCAUCGCUCCUGAUGUGCUGCAUACACUUCGUCGGAGAUGUGAGUUUCCAUCUGUGCGUCUUUCGGCAACCGCGCAUGAAGAAAGGCAUUAGUGACCGUCUUUUUUUAAACGCAUAG